AAGCAUAAUCCUUCAAACCUAAACCUACCAAGCCUUCGCUACCCCAGGCCACAGCCACCUCCCUGUCCCUCGCCAUCGCACCACCUCGCCGCCUUCCAGUGCUCCCCUGCGUCCGCCGCUUCUUCGAUGGCUGACGAGGAAGCAAAACCCCUUACAUAUAUACCAGAGAUAGUAUUGAAGAAAAGAAAAAGUAAUGAAGAGUGGGCACUCAGAAGGAGGGAGCAACUGGAGCAGAGGAGAUGGAAAGCUAAGGAGGACAGGAAGUUUGCUUUUAAAAGGGCUGAGCAGUUUGUAGAUGAGUAUCGGAAAAAAGAGGUGGAUCUCAUUCAAAUGAAGCAUAGGAAAAAGAGGCAAAGACGGGCACAACAGAUAUCAGAAUCCAAACUACUUUUCAUCAUUCGAUUACGAGGCAAAAAUGACAUGCAUCCAAAAACGAGGAAGAUCUUACACUUGCUGAGAUUAAGGAAAAUCUACAGUGGCUGCUUUGUGCGGGCAACUGAAGGGAUGAUGGAAAUGCUGCGAAUUGUGGAGCCUUACAUUACAUAUGGGUAUCCUAAUCUCAAGUCUGUGAGAGAGCUGAUUUAUAAGAAGGGUUUUGCAAAUAUUGACAAGCAGAGUUUUCCACUAACAGACAAUAACAUUAUUGAACAGGCAAUGGGGAAAUAUGGUAUCAUAUGCAUAGAAGAUAUCGUAAAUGAAAUUGCAAAUGUUGGUCCAUAUUUUAAAGAGGUUACCCAUUUUUUGUGGCCUUUCACACUAAACAAGCCAGAAGGGGCAUUGCACGGAAAGAAGAUGCUCUACAAGGAAGGAGGAGACACAGGAAACCGCGAGGAUCACAUCAAUGAGUUAAUUAGUAAGAUGAACUAGUGAUUAGACUUUGUAAUGAGUUAAUUAGUAAGAUGAACUCGUGAUAAGACUUUGAGUAAGAACAAAGUUGCUUUGUUUCCUUUGCACACAUUUGAACCUUGGUGAGCUUCAGUGUCAUGUGCCCUAAUUUUGAGUCAACAGUUUAUCAAGAUUUUGUUUACUGAA
This is a messenger RNA of Malania oleifera, 1032 nucleotides long. Its product is annotated as large ribosomal subunit protein uL30y-like. Gene Ontology annotation, molecular function: structural constituent of ribosome; RNA binding. The transcript has 6 exons. Gene Ontology annotation, biological process: maturation of LSU-rRNA from tricistronic rRNA transcript (SSU-rRNA, 5.8S rRNA, LSU-rRNA). Bases 127 to 867 code for a protein of 246 amino acids. NCBI's taxonomy places the organism in Eukaryota, Viridiplantae, Streptophyta, Magnoliopsida, Santalales, Ximeniaceae. The record is from RefSeq and is a predicted model, not a curated record. Gene Ontology annotation, cellular component: cytosolic large ribosomal subunit.